AUGACAACUUUGAGCAUGCAAAAUGUCAGUUCUGCUAAUGAAUUGAGAAACGAAAGUGAUAAUACAAUGCAAUGGCAAACUGUGACUAAUAAAAGACCUCAAUCAGGCUCUCCCACUAUUGAUCAAAAACGGACAAAAACAAACAACUAUACAAACUUAGCGGAUAGCUAUAACUCUAUUCCAACAACUCAACUCAACAACAAUAACAUCAGCAGCAAUUCCAACAGCACGAACAUGUUUGCCGGGCUACAAGACGAAUCGGAUAGCAAUAACAUAAUGGAUCAAAACAUAGAAGAGAAUACACCAAAACCACCACCAAUUAUUGUGCCAAAUAUUAGUGAUAUUAGCGCACAGAAAACCGUUUCAACGACUCACGGUACUCGUUUCGGCUGCGUCACGCACACAAUACAAACGCUAAUCAACGACAGACGGAAUCGCGCAACACAACCCGCUCAGCCAACAAAACACGGCAUAUCAAGUCUGACUCAAGCUGAGAUUGAAAAAUUUGCCAACCUUGAUUGGGAUGAUUCGGCUGACGAGGAAAGUGAAGAAGAAGAAGAUCGAAAUAUGGACGAAAUUAUAGAAGAAUCUUUGAAAAAUUUGGAUAACAGAGCUGAAAAUGUGGAAGUUGGUUUGAUUUAA
This is a messenger RNA of Bactrocera neohumeralis, 642 nucleotides long. RefSeq names its product probable basic-leucine zipper transcription factor G. The transcript has 3 exons. Bases 1 to 642 code for a protein of 213 amino acids. The record is from RefSeq and is a predicted model, not a curated record. Lineage: Eukaryota; Metazoa; Arthropoda; Insecta; Diptera; Tephritidae.